Molecule: messenger RNA, 1431 nt
Organism: Bactrocera neohumeralis
Lineage: Eukaryota; Metazoa; Arthropoda; Insecta; Diptera; Tephritidae
Exons: 1
Coding region: 3-1346 (447 amino acids)
Cellular component (GO): nucleus
Source: RefSeq, a predicted model, not a curated record
AAAUGUCUUUAGUUGCUUACGCGGCCAGCAGUGAUGAGGAUUCUGACCAUUCCGAAGAAGAAGAAGUUUCCUCUUCCCACACUAAAACCAAAGGACGAGUUGUAUCGGUGACACCUGUGGUCAAUGGUAAUCUCGGCACAGGCACAAUAAGCGACGACGAAGAUGAUUAUGCGCCAACCGAAUAUACAGCAAUUUCAAAAAGUAAAAUAUCUCAAAGUCUUUUAUUGCCCCAACCAAAAAAUAUAAUUGAAGUUAAAGCACCAGAAGAAGAGUUCGACCUAACGCCAAUUUUUGCAAAACUUCCAUUACCCAAAAACACCGUUGAAAAUAAUGCAACUAUCGAAGAAGAAGACGAUGAAUUUUUACAUAAAAAGGCGGUAGCACCGUCUGAAGAAGUUAAACCUAAACCUGUGCAUGUGGCACCCAGUAAAGGUCCUGUUAAAAUUACAAUUCCAUCAUUGAAAGAUUUUAGUGACGUUGAAAAAGAUAUUGCUAGAAAAGGGAAAAUCAAACAAUUACCCGAAGGACAGAAAAAGUCUAGUUUAUUAAGCAUGCUACCACAAGCGAAGUCAGAGCAGAAUUUUGCUAAGGCUGCUCCUAGCAUCGCGUCAAAUGAUAUUACACCUCAGGUGAAAAAAACUCCAUCACUUACAAACAACCCAUUUAUUCCGGAUGCUGUAAAAACUCGACGUCCCGCAUGUAACACCGAAGGUGUUGAUGGUAUAAAAAAACCAAUAAAGAAGCACAAACCCACCGAUAAAGCAAAAAUAUCUUUGGUCAACUGCAGUGACAGUGACGACAGUGGCGAUGAACCCGGUGAUUUCUUCUCCCUCAAUUCCGAAGACAAACUACCGGAAGUUAGCAUUAACGAAAUUAAUGCUAUGGUCGCGGAACGUGCUGUUAAAAUGGCAAACGUAACGACAGAAUUCUUAAGAAAGUUUUCAGAAAACAAACAGUCUGGGGAAGAAAAUGUAGAAGUAGAAAACGAGAGGCGUUUGGCAGAAAAACGAACUGAGCAGCCUGUUUUGGAUAAGACUGCUUUGCAAGCACUGACAGGCACUAGUUCCAAACGAAGAAAAAGAGAAGAAAACAUACAGGUUGUGGAUAUCUCAAGCGCCGAAGUACUACCAAGCAGAGAAGAAUGGAUGCGUACAGCUUUAGCGUCUUCUACUGCCUACCAACCAACUGGUGUUUUAGUUGAUGAAGAACCGGUAGCUGGUACUAGGCGAAAACAUCAAAUCACCUAUCUGGCACACAAAGCGAAAGCCAACGAAGCUGAAUUACAAGCAAUGUGGUCUGCGAAUCGUCAAACUCGGAAGGCAACCCAAAGCAAAUACGGGUUUUAGAAUGUAUUCUUUAAUUCUUAACUAUAUUUAGUACAUAAAUGUGUUAAUUUACAUUUUUUAAACAAAUAGAUUGUAUAAAAAUAAA